Molecule: messenger RNA, 1755 nt
Organism: Selaginella moellendorffii
Lineage: Eukaryota; Viridiplantae; Streptophyta; Lycopodiopsida; Selaginellales; Selaginellaceae
Product: pentatricopeptide repeat-containing protein At4g02750-like
Exons: 1
Coding region: 1-1755 (584 amino acids)
Biological process (GO): RNA modification
Molecular function (GO): RNA binding; protein binding
Source: RefSeq, a predicted model, not a curated record
AUGCUGGGGAAGUUACUGGGUAAAUCCAGGAUGUUGGAAGAAGAAGAAAUCCUUGUCCAGAAAUAUGCCAAGUGCGGCAAGGUUGACGAGGCUCUUGAGAUUUUUCACAGGCUUGCGGAUCCCAGUGUUGCGACGUGGAACCUACUGGGCGCUGGGCAUGCACAGGUCGGGCAACUCAAGAAAUCUAGGCAAAUCUUCGAAGAAACACCGAGGCGCGAUGUAAUCUCGUGGACUGUUAUGGCGACUGGGUUUGCCAUAAACGGUCACAUUGACGCUGCCAGGCUCACAUUCGAUCUGAUGCCUGCGAGGAGCACAGUUUCAUGGAACUCAAUGAUCAAAAUCUAUGCCGAUGAUGGGCAAUUGAAAGAGGCAAAUUGGCUUUUCGAUCAAAUGCCACAUCCCAACACAGUUUCGUGGACAUCUCUCAUGUCCGCAAAUGCCCAAAAGGGGCAUUAUUUGCAAACGAAGACUCUGUUUGACCGCAUGCCACAGCGCGACAUGGUGACGUGGACGAUGAUGGUCACGGCGUACGGGAAAGCGGGGUGCGUUGACCAGUCCGCGUCAGCGUUUGACAGGAUGAGCUGGCGAGACAUGGUAACGUGGAAUGCCAUGCUACACGUCUAUGCCGCGAAUGGGUGUCUUGACGGGGCCGUUGCUACAUUUGGCCAGUUACCGCAGCGCAGCGUCAUUGCUUUAAACGCAAUUAUCCACGCUUUCUUCGAAUCUGGAAAAAUUGAGCAAGCAAAGUCUAUGUUUGAUCAGAUGAGCCACCGAAAUAACAUCACUUGGAACACCUUGUCUCAAGCAUAUGCCCAAAGAGGAGAUAUGCACACUGCAGCUGCUAUACUUUCAAAGAUGCCCCAACAGGACGUCGUGACAUGGACCGCAACGAUCCACCACCUUGCAGAGUCCGAUCGUCUUGAUAAAGCGCGAGAAAUGUUCGAUCGAAUAACAAAUCCAGACGCAGUGGCCUGGAACGCAAUGCUUUCAGCAUAUACCCAGUCAGGGCAUCCGCUGGAGAGCCUCAAUCUCUUCCGGGAGAUGGCGUUGCGAGGCACGGCCGUUCCCACAGACUACACAUUCUCGAUCGCCCUCGACGCCUGCGCGACGCUGUCCGCUCUCGCCGACGGGAGGAUCAUCCACGCUCUCCUCCCGAGCUCGAGCCUCGCCUCGGUGGUGGUGAGGACCGCGCUCGUCAACAUGUACAGCAAGUGUGGGAAGCUGGACGAGGCGAGGGCGGUGUUCGACGGCGUCGAGGAGCAAGACCUUGCGAGCUGGAACGCCAUGGUCGGGGCAUACGCGAGGAACGGGCAUGCGCUCGAGUCCCUGGCGCUCUUCCGGUCCAUGGAGCUCUGCGGUAUGCCGCCGGACGAGACGAGCUUCAUGAGCGUCCUGGGGGCGUGCAGCCACGCCGGGCUGGUGAGGAGGGCCUACGGCUACUUCGCGGCCAUGCCGCGCGACUAUGGCGUCACGCCGGACGUGGAGCACUACCGGGCGGUGCUGGACGUGCUGGGGCGGUCGGGGAGGCUGGGGGAGGCCGAGGAUCUCAUCGCGAGCAUGCCGUUUUGGCCGGAUGGGCUAUCGUGGACGACGCUGCUGGGCGCUUGCAAGGGGCACGGGGACGUCGAGCGCGCGGAGAGGGUGGCAAGGAAUGCGCUCGCGCUUGUUCCGGAGCAUCCCCUGGCUUAUGUGCUCCUCUCUAACAUCCAAAAGGCUGGUGCCGAGUUCCAGGACGAUCUGGAAGAGGAUUCAUAG